AUGAACCAAUGGGUUGGUGGUGAGGGUGAACGUCGUCGUCAUGCCUUUAAUCUUGGGCAGCUGCUCCUAAAAGCAAACCCAAAUUCUAGGGGCAGAGAUGGUUCCACUCGUGGUAUAUUUAUUAUCGGCGAUCAAAGUUCUGCAAAGUCUACCACAGUAAAUAGUAUUAUUAAACAAGUUGCGCUGCAAAUGGGCGGGAAUACUGUCACUAAAGUCAGAACGUGGAUUGAGCAUCGAUACGAUCCGGAUUUGGAGCGUGCUGAGUAUGACUUAGUAUUACAAAGAGGAGAAAGAGGAACUGAAGAUCUCCUUCACGGAGGUAACCUGCAGGCAUUAUCCGAAAAAUUCAUUCGAUUAAAUAAUAGCAUGGAUGAUACGGUGGAAGCUCGGAUUAUCAUUCGCUCGGACAUUCCGUCAUUCGCAAUAGAUUGUUGCGAUAAUCCGGGAUUGACUCCAGUAAACGAAACGAUACAAAAAAUAACCGAUAAUAUUACACGUAAAACACUGGAAAGGGUUUUAGAACGUCAGAAAUCAAAAAACGAUAGUAUCGUGUUGUUAUGCGUUUCAGCACUGUUUUUUGAGAAUGCGUCCUGGCCACGUCAUAUGGAUCUAAUCGAGCAAAUAAAUGGGGACAAUUUGAUUGUCCUUGUAACAAGGAUGGAUCAGCUCAAUAUUCGGAGCGUUGCACAAGAAAUUAAAGACGAUGAAGAUAAUUCCGAAGAUAACAACCCUGAACUUACUCGCUGCAGUGCUUGGGACGUCCUUAAGUGCAUUCGUACAAAGAUUCUACGUCAAACCGGUCCUCGUUCGUUUCCAGAUGGCGUACAGUUUCAUUAUGCAGCUUCUAGCAGUGUUCGUUGGGAGGUGUUGUCUGGACCUAAUGGAUGGGGUGCAUUUGUAGCAUCAGAAACUGAGAAUGACAAAAAGAUGCGUGAAAUUCUCGGUGUAUGUGAUGAUGAAACAAGACUCUUGCAUAAUGAACAAGCAUGGCGCGACCAUGGGAUUGAAUUAAUUCCAAUGAAUCCAAGACAGCGAUCAGAGUUCGAUAAAUGUGUCGGGAUGUCAAAGUUACAGGAAAGACUACUCCAAAGGUUGCAUGUUCAUAUAUUAAAAGCUGCAGAAGAACUUCUAGACUAUACAGCUGAUUGGAAAAAAGCUGCAAAAAUGGAAUUAGAUAAUGUAUCAAAACGUAUGAAGCUCCCUGAUGAUCGAGCCGAAUUGAUCUCUCGGUUUUGCAAACAGUUUAUAUUAGUAUAUCAAACAUUGUUUGCCUCACCGUUGUAUUCUCCGACGAUUAAUGCUGACCCUUGGUUAAAGGAAUUUGGGGAAGGGAUCAAAAGGGGACAAGAAAACAGUGUGGGAUACGGGUGGCGUUCACAAGAUAUGUGGGAAAUUUUCGAAAGUUUAAAGGACUGCGAUGGAUAUGCAGAAUUUCCACCUCAAGAAUUUCGUGAUCCAAAAUUUAAUUCCUACAUGGAAGAUAUUGAAAGAUUCGUUAAACCUGCUAAUGAUAGUUUAUAUACAGCGCAGAUGUUAAUACAACGACUGACACAAGAAUACACCAUGCGAUCAACCUUGAUUCAUCUACGUGACCUUGAUGUUAGAACCUUCGUUCCACGUCAAGUACAAUUGAGAACGUCGACCCAAUUGAGUUUCGGACAGGCUGUAGAUCAGAAGAUUAGCGAGGACUACAGUCAGAUAUUCCAUAAACAUGAAAAGAGAAAUUCUAGCGGUCAUCAUUCUCAUCAUUCACACGAGAUACACGGAGGUAAUCAAUGGGUAUCUGUACUUGGAGCUUUAUGUUUAUUGCUGCAUGCAGAAUAUACUAUCCGUAUUAUGCGCGAUACAAUAUUCUCUUCCUUGUUACAAGCACAAAGCGAUGAUCCUAUGCAUGGUAUUCUUGUUUCCAAAUUUGAACGAUACUGGAAAUUGAGAAAGGAUAAAAUGAUGGACCAGCAACAUGAAUACAAUACAGAAAGUCAGAUUGCAUCGAUAAUGAUAAGCAUCCGAAAGAAACCAGGUCCAAAAAAAUUUCUUUCAACGAAAAAUAAGGUAGCACCCAUUGAAGAUUUGUCGUGGGCAAUCUAUGCGAUGUUCUUUGAGGACCCCUAUAACUAUUUUAAAAAGACAUUAGAUGAGCGUACUGAUCUGUUGAUGAUGACACAUGCCACAUCUCUUGUCCACUUUUACCAGUUGAGUGGAAUCUGCGUGCAUCAGGAUGAAGAAUACCUGAUCAGAUGGGCGGCGGACAAUCCGAAUUCGGCGUACGCGAGAGCCUUUCUAAUUCGGGAAUUUGAUGUCAAGGACAGUAUAGAUGCUUUAAUUAAUGUAGUAAAUCAAUUAAAAUCACAGGAUUCAGAAAUCGACAAUACAGAACUGUUAGAAAGUGUGUUAAACUCAGGAUCUAACAUAAUUAAUGGUGCCGUUGCUAAAAAAGUUAAAUUUAUCUCCCACUUAUUGAAGAACCUUAAAAAAUUCCAGAGGGGAAAGAAGACUAAUGAGGGCUUAUCGAGUGGUAGUGAGACGGAAUCUGGAAUCUUUUCGAACCUGUCGGAAGCGAUAACUGAGCGUGUGAGAGCCAUCGUAAUGGGCAAACCACCAAGCUCUGAAGAUAAAGUAAAGUUGUUCGUGAAUAUUGCAGAUAUGGGUAUGAACCCAGAUUCGUUUCCAGAGACAGAGAGCAAGACAGAUAUUACUAGCAAAGAAGAAGACACCGUCAAUUACGUAUAUAGACGUCGUUUGACUAUGGGAAUUACGAGCAGUGUUAUCGACACUACUCAACAACUUGCUAAAUCGCAAUACGAAUACAGUCAUCAACAAACCGCACCAACCUUACAACGUGAAUUGCUCGGUCGUGUCGCGUCUUUGAUGCUUGGAUAUGGAUAUCCUUACCAUCCUGAUGCUCGUCCUUCAUCCAAGUGGUAUCUCUCACCGAAAGUGAUUGUCCAGUUUCUAUUGGCCAACGAAGAUAUCUUUGUAGGCGAUAAAAACAUGCCAAACUCUCUUGAUGAUUGGAACGCUUUACUUGACCCUCGGAUGUUGGAAUCACCGAUUGUCAAACGCAUCCUUUUUUUGUGUAAUCCUACAGAAAACGAUGAUUACGAUCCUAGAAUAGUGUCUCAUUAUAUCAAACAACUUGACAGGGGCAAACCUAGUGAUAUGGAUGAAUAUAUAAUCGAGCUUCUUGCCGAUGACCGGUUUAACUGGCAACCUGAUCAAGAGAACCUAUACGGAAAAGUGGAUAAUUUAAAAAAUGAUAUAAUCAAAUUUAUUGCAGAACCAGUUUUGCUACGUAAUGAGGACCUAGAACCCGAAAUAAAUUUUGAAGAGAAGGAAAUAAUCAGUGAGCUUGACGAACUUGUUUAUGAAGACAACGAAUUUUAA
Messenger RNA from Racocetra persica, 3384 nucleotides. NCBI's taxonomy places the organism in Eukaryota, Fungi, Glomeromycota, Glomeromycetes, Diversisporales, Gigasporaceae. The record is from the annotation of a GenBank genome assembly.